GGUCGCUGCGCAUCUCAGUAAACUGCAGUCAAUUGCGACGAAAACUCUGAAAAUAACUACGUUUCCGCGAUGCAUUUGAGCUCUAUGUGGCUGAUUGCCCUACUGGCCGUGGGAACUUCCGUGGCCCUGCCCGCCGGAGAGGAUGCCCAGGCAGAGACCAUUAAAAUGGAAAGCGAGAAUACCGGAGACAAAUAUUCUUUUGCCUAUGAAACCAGCAAUGGAAUCUCGCGCUCGGAGACUGGAGAGGUAAAGCCCGGCGCCGGAGAAGAUGAUGGAUCCCUUUCUGUCCAAGGAACAACUAGUUGGUCAGCUCCCGAUGGCAAAAAGUACGAGAUUAGCUUCACUGCCGAUGAAACCGGCUAUCAUCCCAAGUUCAGGCUAGUGACAUAGGCGCUAGAUUUAUUACAAUAAAAAUGUUGUUUUUAAAUUAAAUAAUACUUUUUUUAAUUUGAAAAAUGUAUCUAUGUAAUAUAAUUGUAAAUACUAUGAAUAAAAGCAUAAAAAACUUAAAAAGAAUCCAGAUCGUUAGGAAUAUUUUAUCGAUUUCGUUCCUGACGUCACUGACUUUAAAGAUAUAUAAUAAUAUAAUAGCGAAACAAGAAGAUAUAAAUUUGAAUAAUGAAAUAUUUAUGGGUGCGAUUCUUUUCGAGUCAAGUUUUGGGCCUAAUUUUAAUUUACAUAUUGUAUUAGGCCUAAAAUGGUCCAACUUGUGAACGAAAACGAAACCCAAACCAGACAUUUCACAUUAACAUUGACUUUGCUGAUUAUGUUUUGUACACGUUUGACUAGUUUGGCCCGCUUUGAAUAAACUCAGGCCGUCUUCCAUCUAUAAAAGAGUUUACAUGAACUUCGAUCAGUACCAUUCUUCGCGAACUGUUCGAGAACCGCAGAUCAACACAACCCAAAAAAAAUCACCAUGAAAUUCCUGAUUGUCUUCGUCGCCCUCUUCGCCCUGGCCGUGGCCGCCCCCCC
This is a messenger RNA of Drosophila ananassae, 972 nucleotides long. It is a transcript of the gene Cpr65Au, whose product is annotated as endocuticle structural glycoprotein ABD-5. NCBI's taxonomy places the organism in Eukaryota, Metazoa, Arthropoda, Insecta, Diptera, Drosophilidae. The transcript has 2 exons. Gene Ontology annotation, cellular component: chitin-based extracellular matrix. Bases 70 to 390 code for a protein of 106 amino acids. Gene Ontology annotation, molecular function: structural constituent of chitin-based larval cuticle. The record is from RefSeq and is a predicted model, not a curated record.